This is a messenger RNA of Saccharomycodes ludwigii, 4392 nucleotides long. RefSeq names its product Ede1p (gene EDE1). Gene Ontology annotation, molecular function: protein binding; calcium ion binding. Gene Ontology annotation, biological process: endocytosis; endosomal transport. The transcript has a single exon. The record is from RefSeq and is a predicted model, not a curated record. NCBI's taxonomy places the organism in Eukaryota, Fungi, Ascomycota, Saccharomycetes, Saccharomycodales, Saccharomycodaceae. Gene Ontology annotation, cellular component: cytoplasm; plasma membrane. The coding region runs from base 1 to 4392 and encodes 1463 amino acids.
AUGUCAACGAAUAUUUCGUUUCACGUACCUUUGUCUAAGGACGAAAAUUCUUUUUAUAAGGCGAAAUUCAACGAAUUAGAUCCAGAACAACUAGGAAUUGUUACAGGUGAAGCAGUUAGACCCUUAUUUGCCAAAUCUGGCCUUCCAAAUCAAGCUUUAUCACAAAUAUGGAGUCUAGGUGAUGUUGACAACAAUGGUUUUUUGAAUUUCACCCAAUUUGCAGCAUGCUGUAGACUAAUUGGUCAUUUUCAAAGCAACCCAAGUUCUAUUAUUUCCCCUAAUUUAUAUUCUACACCCUCACCUCGUUUGCCGAACUUCAAUGGCGGUAAUAAAUCACAACAACAACAGCAAUCACUUCCUUCUAAUACCACCCCAAUAAAUGUCCAAACUAGCGGCACGAAUAUUCCUCUUCCAUCGUCACAUGAUAUUUCUAAAUUUUCUCAGUUAUACGAUAGAUCUUGUAAUGGUGCUAUUGAGAUGGGUGGUGAUAAAGCUAGAGAAAUUUUUUUAAAAGCCAAUUUACCGACUCAAGUUUUGGGUCAUAUUUGGGAAUUAUCUGAUCUGAACAAUUCUGGUAGGUUAAAUAAAGCUGAAUUUGUUAUGGCAAUGUAUUUGAUCCAAUUAACUGUCUCUAGGAAUCCAGCUGUUUCUCCAAAUUUGCCCAGUGUUUUGCCCAAUAAUUUAUGGGAACAUGUUAAUAAGCAAGUAUUUUCCGUUACAAAUAACACACCUCAACCACCUUUAUCCCGUAGAUUGAGUGUUAACUCAACUGGUUCAUCCUUCAACAACAAUAACAACAAUAACAACAGUACCAUGUCUCCUGUUUCCACAGGUAGUGGUGCUGCUGUUCCAGGCGGUCUAGCUAGAAAUUCAUCCAUGAUUAGACGUUCAUUUAACAAUGCUUCUUCUGAUUGGAUUAUAACCAGUGAAAAAAAACAACAAUUUGAUUCCAUUUUUGAUUCUUUAGACAAAGAAAAAACUGGCUUAUUAGGUGCUUCUGUACUGGUUCCAUUUUUUUUAACUUCUUCCUUAAGUCAAGAUACUUUGGCUACAAUUUGGGAUUUGGCGGAUAUUCACAAUAAUGCUGAAUUUUCCAAGCUGGAAUUUGCUAUUGCUAUGUUUUUGAUUCAAAAGAAAAAUAGCGGUGUUGAGUUACCAGAUGUAGUUCCUGACCAAUUGUUAUACUCUCCAGCUUUAGGGCUACACAAUGCGAUCAAUAACGACAAUACUACUACUGCUACUACAGCAGCAACAACAACUACUAGUCCACAGCAAACAAACAACAGCUCUUUAAAUGAUUUAUUGGCCUUGGAUUCCUCUUUCUCUCAGCAAAAGUCAGUACAACCAUCUCAGCAAAAUUAUCCUUUAACUUCCUCCAGCACCGGUGGUGCCCCAACAACCACAAAUACGGCCACAGCUCCAUUAACCAGUACUGCGACUGGAUAUCGGAAAUUUAAACCACAAUCUACUUUUGGUCAAAACAUUAUUAGAGAAGAAGAAGAAGAGGAGCAACAACAACAACAAAACCAUGCAACUUCUGGAUUGAGUUCUACCGUUAAUGUUCCUUCUUCAACUGCUAUCCCUCCUAAUACUAGUUCGGCAUAUCGAUCGAAACUACCAAAUAUUCCUAAUUUUGCCUCAUUGUCCUUGCCAAAUCAAACGGUUUCUAAAGCAGCAAACCACGAUUUAUUGGCUCAAAACACAAAUACUUCGCUAAAAUUGAGUCAAGCUACUACUGACCUAGCCAAUUUAUCUAACCAAGUUGGUAGCCUAUCACAUCAAAGCACUCAACUAAAGGAAAGAAAAUCUAAUGCGGAACAGGAAUUGACAAAAUUGAACGCUACCAAGACUACUAUUGAGUCCAAAUUGGCCUCCUUACGUGCCACUUAUGCACAAGAAACUAAACAAACAGAGCAGGUUGAAAAUAUGCUAGUUCAAUCCAAAAAAGAGAUUGAGACAUUGAAUCAGCAAUUAAAAGUCGCUGAGACCAAUUACCAUGCCGUGGAAGUUAAAUUAGGUGAAGUACAACAGCAAUUACAGGAUAUUGAAAAUUUUAAUUCCCAAAUCAAGGAGAAAAUUGGUAAUUUCAAUUCUAUGAGCCAAUCCUUACAACAAGAAUUAAACGCCAAACAACAGGAACUACAACAGAAACAAAGUAUGGUAGGCGUCAAUGAGAAGCAAUUGGAGAUUAGUCAAUUGAAUGUUGCUAAUUUGCAAAAAGAAACCAAAGAAUUGGAGGAUCAUUUUCAAACUUUUGUUACCAAACAUAAUGAGCUAAAUGAAUAUUCAGCCAAAAUUGAGAAGCAGCACGCUAAUUUAGAGACCAGACAUCAAGAGUUUGUCACCAAGUCACAAAAUGUAGAAAAGGAAGAAAUAGAAUUGAAACAGCGUGAAACAGAUUUAAAAUCGAGAACUGCACAAAUUGAAGAACAAGAGAAAAUUUAUUUUGAUCAAAUUUCCAAGUUACAGGACAUGUUCAACCACUUAAACCAACAAAAACAAUUAUUUGAACAAGCCGACCACGAAUUGCAACAAAAUCAAAUUAAGUAUGCUCAUAAAGUGCACGAAUUGUCCGAAAAGCAAAUGAAGUUAGCUAUGGGUGAAAUCCCAAGCUCUCCUUCUAUUGGAAGCCAUGCAAUUAAUGAUGCCACCACCACUGCUUCUGCUGCUGCUGCUGCUAUGACUGCUAUGGCUGGUAAUGCUGCUUCUGCAGUGAGUUCUAGUAAUGAUACUACUAAUACCGUCACAGCUGCUACUGACCCUGUUUUUCAGAAUAAUGUGGAGCAUUUAUCCAAAUCUGUUUCUUCUAAUGGGUUACAAUCUGUUAUCCCUCCACAUUCAAACCCAAUUAUUGAUGAUGAUAAUAGAUCAGAAACCAAAUCCGACAUGGUUGACAAAUUUGUUAGCGAAUCUGUUUCUCAAUCAUCUUUACCAAAGACUGAAACUACCACUACUGGUCAGGUAAAAUUUGAAGAUUCAGCUAAGGAUGCUACUGUUGGUUCUUCUGCUACAAUUUCAGCCGCACGUACCCAUGAAACAAGUAAUUAUGGUAGUAACAGUGGCUCUGACACAAUUUUUGAUAAAACUGCGUUAUCCAAUACUGCUUCAACGACUGUUGAACCAGGAGCCACUGCUUCUGCUGUUUCUGGUGUCGUUUUACCGGAUGAAGGUACUUUAGAAGAUGUACCAAAACAUUUGUCGACUACCUCAUCCACUUUUAACAAUCCACCACAAUCCGAAACUCUGGAUGAUCAUAAGAAUAUUAAUGAGGAGCAGGAAUUGGCAACGGAAGUUCCAGGUUCCUGGGACCCACAACAGCAACCAAAAACGUUAGGGGUUCACAAAGAAGAAGAUGAAAUGGAAGAAAACGGUGGAAUAACUUCUGAUAGCUCAAAUUCCAUUCAAAAAACACCAGAACCUGAAGGUGACACCUUUUUGUCCAAUAAUGCGUAUAAUAGCAGACCUCGUGGUAAGAUAGAUGAAGAAUUUCCACCUAUUCAAGAAUUGAAUAUUGAUGAUGAUGAAGACUCGACUUCUUCAGCUGAUGCUUAUAAUGGUAGUGAUGAUCAUUUCCAAGAUACUGUUGAUUAUACUGCUUCUCCUUAUCCACAAAAUACAGCACAACACUAUAGUGCUGUUAAUAUUAAGAGUGGUAAUACAACACCGGCUAUUCCUACUAAUGUUCCACUUUCUUCUGGCCCUAAAACCAUCAACACCAACCUGCAUGAUGAUUUUGCUGACUUACAACAAGCAGCUAUAGAGGACGCAGAUGAUGAGGAGGAUAUGCAUGACCAUGCUUUUGAAACUCAUGAUGGGUUUUCUAAUUAUGUAGUUCAAAGUACUGCGGCUCCUUUUGAUAAUUUUAGUUCGCCAGUUGUUCCACCACAUCCCCAUAUUGAGUCGGCACAACAACCGGUUAUUAGUAGUACUAGUAGUGUUUCAUUUCAGCAACAGCAACGGAAACAACAACAGCAACAACAACAACAGCAACAACAACAACAGCAACAACAACAACAGCAACAACAACAACAGCAACAGCAACAGCAACAGCAACAGCAACAGCAACAGCAACAGCAACAAGAAAAAGUUAAAGAUAACCAAGAAUGGGAUCAAUUAUUUUCUGGAUUUGGUAAUAGCCAUCAACAAGAACAACAAUUCCAUGAUGCUUCAAAUAUCCAAACACCAUUACCAACACACACACCGUUACCUGUUCACCAACAGCAACAAAGUCCAAGAGUUCUAGAUCGUCCAAAUAUUGCUACUACACCAAAAUCAUUGGCAAUUGAAGAAUUAUGUAGUAUGGGAUUUUCCCAGGAAGAGGCUAAAGGUGCUUUGGAAAAAUGUAAUUGGGAUUUAGAAAAUGCUACCAAUCUUUUAUUAGAUAAUGCAUAG